UUGUCCAGGGAUUGUUUCAAACUUGAUCUAGAGGAUUAUAAUGUGGUUGAUGCUCCUUCUAUCAAGAAUGAAGUAAUACACAUUUACCAAUUAGAGUUCUACAAGAACAAGAUUUUAGGAAGAUGGUCAGUAAUUUUUUUAAUUUCAACAAAGAUAGCAAGAAUCAAAACCAAAGUGAAUCACCGGAUGAUACUAUGUCAAGCACUCAGAAUUUACUUCGGGUUGAAAGAGGCCACAACCAGGAGAGAAACAAGGAACGGUCGAAGCCAAAAAGACUUGAAGGAUUGUCUUAUUUCGAAAAUCGGCCUGGGAUGUUUUACAAUCUGACAGCAGAUGUCGACGAUGAGAUCAUAUUCCAGGGUUCAUCACUGAGAUCUUUGGCAGAUUCGAUUAAUCUCGAAGAAACGGCAAACUUGCCAAAGAAUAACAUUUCGGAACAGGCUAAUCUAGAGGAAGUUUCAGAAACCUCAGAAGCUUCAGUAGACUCUGAAGAACAAUUACAAGACGAAUGGGGCUGCCUUGAUUAUUCAGAAUAUAUGAAGGAAUUCAACAAAAAAAUGAAUGAGUUACCACUAAAUUUACAGAAGUACAUCAAGUCACAGCUAAAUGGAAUAAAGAGCCCUAGGAUGAAUAAGAAAGCUUCUAAAUGCCUUUUAAAAUAUGGGCUCUUAUUGAAAAGACAGGAACCUUUCAAUAUUAUACCAAUUUAUGUUUGGGGUUUAAAAAUUUCACAUACUUUAUUUUACCAAUUUUCAAAAAUGUGUAAACAUCCUUAUAACAAAAAUCUUUUGGAUACUUUGAAAAUAGCCAGUCUUAGAUCACACUUGUAGGCUAUUGCCCAGUAUCUUUUAUUCUUAACCGAAGGUGGCUAUGAUACUAUUGAAGUACACGGUGACCUAUUGCUUAAAUAUAUCUCUUCUCGAAGAACGGUACAUGGGAGAGACACAGGCCAGUUC
Molecule: messenger RNA, 956 nt
Organism: Hyphopichia burtonii NRRL Y-1933
Lineage: Eukaryota; Fungi; Ascomycota; Pichiomycetes; Serinales; Debaryomycetaceae
Exons: 1
Coding region: 123-830 (235 amino acids)
Source: RefSeq, a predicted model, not a curated record